AUGCGCUCGGUUAUUUAUCUGUGUUUUAUUACAACCGUCUAUUCGGCGUGUCCACAAGUCUCUAAAUUCUACGUCAAUUGUGGAAGUUCGUUGUUAAUCAAUGAAACGGUGGCGUUUUGCAAUGGUCGGGAAAUGUCAAUAUUGAACUUUACCAAUUCAUCCACAACAACACUAGCAAUGUUAGCAGCUGAUAUUAUUGAAUUAAAUAAUACAUUAGUAAAUAUGCAUUGUACUUCGAGCUGGUGGUAUGCAUCUGGAAAUAAAUUGGGUUUAGCAGCAAAUUCAUCAAAUUUAAUUGGGAAUGUUUCCGCGAUACUCAGCGCUGCACUCACCGGUGUGCUUGAUGAUCUUGUAGGUGGAUUGCUAGGUGGUGUUCUGGAUCUAGUAGGCGAUUUACUCUGCGGUCUCCUAGGUUGUCCCGCAACAACGACGCCAGCGCCACCUAACUAUGCCAUUGUAAGGUAUGUGACCGUCUGUACCAAAGCACAGAAAUUGGUUCAACAGAAAUGUUUAACACCAACUAUACGAAGUGACAUGAGAUCUGGUGUAUUUUCGGACACGAAAACAACAUUAUACGCCGGCGUAUACGAAUCAAGUAACGCAACAAAUGGCGUGGCAUGUGCUAGUCGAUGUAUGACUCUGAACACCUGUGUAGACACUUGUAUUAUAGAUUUGACCGAUGCGACAACGUGUAUUCCAGCAAAUAAACCACCAUCGGUCAGUUCGAAAUUUGAUGUGGUAAACGCAGGUAAUAAUAUCGAUAAUUUUAUACAUUCCAACGAAGGCCCAAAAACAGCUAUGAGUAGUUGACGGAGGGCGAAUCGAUAAUGUUCAUUCUGAGACUAGUGAAUAAAUAAAAUAGUCAAACGGCGUGAAUGAAUCCUUUUUACUCGAUAAACUAUUAAAAACGUUUCCUACAUGGUUUUCAUAAAAUUUCUCUCUACAAACAUUUUUCGCUUUAACAGGCAAAACUAGUAAUAUCGGAGAAGAGAGUCUACAGAAAACUUUAUGCUGCUGUGUGGUAUCUAUUUUUAAAGUGACUGAUCUCACGGAUCUAAGUUAAUGUGCACAGACUUUCUAGAAGUAUAAUCAGUGCAGAAAAAUGUCGCAGUUAACAUGUCUUUCGCUGAACUCUUUAAGAGACAUUUUGCCACCACAUCAACCAUAGUGCCAAAAGUCUGCCAAGUGAAAUUUUUUGACCUAUAUAUUUUUUUCUAUGUUUGGAUUCUAUGAUCUAAACUGGGGUUAUGAAAAGAUUUUAAGGUCGUUUGGACUUGAUUUCGUCGAGUUAUAGAAUUUAUAAAAUUAGGUGUAUCAAAGAUUUUCAAAAAAGCGCCCUCCGUGAUUUUUUGCCUAUAACUUCGUCAAAUUUUAUCCGUUCUAUCCGAAUGACAUCUCAUUCCAAAGUCCA
Didymodactylos carnosus is the source of this 1411-nucleotide messenger RNA. NCBI's taxonomy places the organism in Eukaryota, Metazoa, Rotifera, Eurotatoria, Philodinida, Philodinidae. The record is from the annotation of a GenBank genome assembly.